Molecule: messenger RNA, 889 nt
Organism: Mugil cephalus (flathead mullet)
Lineage: Eukaryota; Metazoa; Chordata; Actinopteri; Mugiliformes; Mugilidae
Exons: 5
Coding region: 159-779 (206 amino acids)
Biological process (GO): cell surface receptor signaling pathway
Molecular function (GO): transmembrane signaling receptor activity
Source: RefSeq, a predicted model, not a curated record
UGUCAGUGCUGGAUGUGAGGAUGGGACACACUUUGCUCUGUGUGCUGGGGUUAUUGUUUCACUGUUUCUCUUCAUAGACUGCAGUUCCAAGUUUCUCUUGAUAGAAACAGGAAUUAUUUCUCAGGUACAACAACAGAGUGUCAGUGCUGGAUGUGAGGAUGGGACACACUUUUCUGUGUGUGCUGUUGUUGACCUGGUUGAAUACGCUCCUCUACUGUGGACGUGCUCAAGAUGCUGUGCUGAUUACUGACCCCUACUGGUCACAUUUGUUUGCUGGAGAAUCUGUUACCUUCAUAUGUGACAUGAAGGAAGGAGGAGUCACUGACUGGGAUUAUAAAAUCUACAAGGAUGGUCAUGGAUUUACUCCCUACAGCACAGAUCAACACUUCACAUUAAAGCUUUUGUCGACAGGUGACAGGGGUGAAUAUGUGUGCUGUGGUCUCCACAAGAGAUCAACUCUGACAAAGUGUACUUAUACUGUCACUUUAACUGUAUCAGAUAGACCCAGGACCACACUGACAGCAGGACCACUAGGAGACAUAGUGACAUUGACCUGCUCUGUGGAGCCCUCUGCUGGAUGGAAAUAUGAGUGGUUCAGACGUAGCACAGACACCUCUGAAGUUCGAGUCAAAACAAAUGAUGGAGAAAACAGAUUUAUUAGUGUAUCACAAGGAGGAAUCUACCGGUGCAGAGGAGGAAGAGGAGAGCCAGUUUACUACACUGAUCACAGUGAUCCAGUCACCAUUGAGAUAACCAGUGAGUUGAGUUAUUUGGUUUGAAAUAUUCAUGAUUUCAUGAUUUUCAUUAGAAUUAAUGAUGGAACCUACAAUUUUGAGUUUUCUCUGUUGAUUUCAUGUUUCUAUUUGUGUCCCAACUGUUCAUAUCUGGU